AUGUGCAAAUGACUUUAGAUACCUAUUGGGUCCAUAAAUUACCAUAGAGCAUAUAUUCAACACAAAAAACAGCGGCAAUUUGUUGUUGACAAAGGACAGCUGGACAUAUAAAGGGCCCCAUUACCUUCAGUAGCUUAGGGCCUCAUCCAACCUAAAUCCAGCCCUGUGUGAAGGGCCUCAUUAAUGCUUGCUUGCCAUGAUGCCUUUAUUCUGUCUGCAAGAAUUUGAGCAAAGGUAAACACAUCUGCCCCUGUUCCUUUGCCUUCUCGUUUAGCCUUGGGAAUGGAUUCCCUGCCACAGGUGUGCAAGGAAGCAAUCACAUCUGAGGCUGCCCACUUCAUCUCUGAUUGAUUCGCUGUUCUCCUAAUCAGCCACCAGGACCACUGGAUCGUUUUGCUGUGUUGUUGCAUCAAAUGUGAUUGUUUCAUUCCACCGUUCUGGUUGCAGGGAGGCAGCAGAAUUCACCACCCUGAGAGGAGGCUGCUCCAUUGUCCCUCUGCAUGUGUCCCUCUUCUGGGCUUGCCUCUUUUCCACGAAGAGGCAUGUUUCCUUAGACACAGAGUAGCUGGGCUGUUCUGCAACCUGCCAGUUCUUCCUGGUGCCCAUUCUGAACAUAUGCCUCUAUUUCUAACUUUUUAAAGUGUUCUUCUGAUAGCAGGAGUUUGGGAGCCACUGGGCAUGGUGCUCUUCAGAGAGGUAACUGCAAGGUGAAAGAAAGUAAGUGACAUUUUAUUCUGCUCAUCCCUACGGCAGAGUUCUGCGCAGGUUAUCCAUAUUUUUUUUAUUAAAGUGGCAAAAAUAAAAACUCAAAAUGAGACAUUUGCCAUGAGAAAGUAAAGCAAAACAGAGGACGAUCAGGAGGGAAGAGGUGGAUCCACAAAGGACGGCUCAGGAGUGCCAGUGCGCAGCGGAGAUACCACCUUCCCCAAGGCGAUGGACAACGUGACCGUCCGGCAAGGGGAGAGCGCCACCCUCAGGUGCAUUGUGGAUAACCGAGUGACCCGGGUAGCCUGGCUCAACCGCAGCAGCAUUCUCUAUGCUGGCAAUGACAAGUGGUGUUUGGAUCCGCGAGUGGAACUUAUCGCCAACACCAAGACUGACUACGCCAUCCGGAUAAACGAGGUGGACGUGUACGAUGAGGGGCCCUACACCUGCUCUGUGCAGACGGACAAUCAUCCCAAGACAUCACGGGUCCAUCUCAUCGUGCAAGUACCUCCCAAAAUUGUUGAGAUCUCUUCGGACAUCUCCAUCAAUGAAGGUGGCAAUGUCAGUCUCACCUGCAUAGCUAUGGGCAGGCCGGAUCCUACAAUCACUUGGAGACAUAUCUCACCCAAAGCCGUGGGAUUCAUGAGCGAAGACGAGUACUUGGAGAUCACUGGCAUCACUCGGGAGCAGUCAGGGGAGUACGAAUGCAGUGCAUCCAACGAUGUUGCUACUCCUGUCGUGCGGAGAGUAAAAGUCACAGUGAACUACCCGCCAUACAUCUCAGAUACUAAGAACACCGGGGUGCCGGUGGGACAAAAAGGCAUCCUCCAAUGUGAAGCCUCUGCAGUUCCAUCAGCCGAGUUCCAGUGGUACAAGGAUGACAAAAGGCUCAUUGAAGGACAGAAAGGGUUGAAAGUGGAAAACAAGGCCUUCUUCUCCCGCCUGACUUUCUUCAAUGUCUCUGAGCAGGACUAUGGAAACUAUACCUGUGUGGCCUACAACCAGCUAGGAAACACCAACGCCAGCAUCAUUCUGUACGAAGAGACAACCACACUUCAGACACCCUGGAAAGGCCCUGGAGCAGUGCAUGAUGGGAACAAUGGCGGCUCAAGAAGAGUUGGCUGCAUCUGGCUGCUCCCCUUCCUUCUGUUGCAACUGCUGCCCAAGUUUUGACCCUGUCAACCACGGCGAUAAGAUGACGAUGGAGGAGAAGAAGAUAAAGAGGAAGAAGAAGAAGAGAAGAAGAAUAUUACAAUUUUUAAAAAAUAAUCAUAAUAGUAAGAGUAUAUUAUGAGGAAAUAUUGGGAAGAGAGAAAGGGAAUCUGAAAAAAGAAGAAGAGUCCAAAUUGUUCUGCUGAUGUUUCAACACAACUGAGUGUUUUGUUUUCUUUCUUUUGGGUUUUAUUUUUCUCAUCCACCCCCUCCCUCACCAUGGACAAGGAAUGCAGCUGUUGGGGACCAACCAGUGCAUUUGGCUGAGUGACCAUUGAUCCCCAUCUGCCCAUCCCCACAGUAGCAAGGCAGCUGACUCAGUUUUUUCUUUUCUCUGAAAUCUGCCCAACUGGAGGAUUAUGGUGUCGCCUAUCCUGUGCACAAAAUACGUCACAGUUCCCCCCAACCCCCCCCCCCCACACCUCUAGUCCCCUCUCCUCCUAUUCACGGACUGCUCUGUCAGUUUGCUUCUUUGAUUGCAGACUACGACGAAACGAUGACAGGACCACAACCACUCUGAUAAAGCAAACAGCCACCACAAGCAGCUUCAAGGAAAAGGGAAAACACGACGAUGACCCAAAAUCACAUGAUUGUUAAGACAUUGAUUCAUUCUACUACAUGGAUGUCAUGGAUAAUAAGGGAUUCUGAGUCAUUAUUAAUUUUAUUAAUUAUAUUUUCUGAUAUGAGACUAGAACUGUUAGUUCAUAAAAAAAAACACAAAAAUACAAAAAAGGAGGGAAAAUGGGGUGGGGGAGAGAAAAGUAUGUUUAUUAUUAAGAACAAAUUGGCUAAUGGGAUUCUUAACUGGCUUACGAGGAGGUGGAAUGUCAAUGUCUCUGGCUGUUUAUCAGAUGGGUCUGGAUACAAUUUGACCCGUCCAGCAGAAGCAAGAGAAAGAGAGAGAGAGAGAGAGAGAGGACAAGCAAGUAAUGCCUCCACCAGCAUUAUCAAGUUUUCAUUCAUUAUUCUAGUGUUCAACUCAAGAAAGUUUUCCACUGUCUUCAUACUGUUUGGAAGUACAAAGGUUGAUGCUCACUGUAUCUUGAGUUAGAUGGAUAUGCUUAUUCUUUUUAUGAGCUAUAUAUAUAUAGUAUAUAUAUAUAUAUAAAUAUACAUACAUAUAUAUAUAUAAAUAUUAUAAUAAUUAUUAUUUUGUUAGCAUCCUAGCACAUUAUUUCUCAGCCAGGUCCUUCUGCCGACAUUACUGCAUGAUAUAUAUGAAGUUAGGUGUGUAUUGGUCUUUUCAGACACAAGGAUAGAGUUUUAUUGGUAACUGUGUAAUUAAUUCCUGCUUUUUAUUUCGUUUUUCUUUCCUUUUCUUUUUCUUUCCUUUUUCGGCCUUCCCGUGGGUUAUUUACAUGUUGAAGACAUUUAUAUAAAAAAAGAAAAGAAAAAAGAAAAGAAAGAAUGAAAAAAAAAACAACUUAACAAUUCUGCAGCGUCUCUUUCCAUAUUUGGAUUUCUAUAAAUGGGGGGGAACAGUGGUGAUUAAAACCAACACACAACCUUUAUUUUCCCUGCGCUACACAGCUUUGGAUAGGAACACAACCAGGACACAGAGAAAAAUAAAAAUAAACGAUGUUUCAGUGAAUAGUACGUCUUUUUGAAAAGAACCCUCCAACACACACACAUGCACAUACGCCAUGUCUGCUAGAGAAAUUGACUCACAUCAGUUUUGUUCUCUCUUUUCCUUUUCAAUGGAUAGAACUGGAGAGUUACACCUUGAUGACGGACGGUUUUUGGGGAUAGCUCAGUAGAUGGAGACCUCCUUUGUCCUUGAUUUGUUUGGAGGUCAAAACUGGAGGUUGCAUCUGACUUUACAUUUAAAAGAAAAAAGAAUAUGUUCCAUGUUCCUCUUCAGACUGAUUGUGAUACCUCAUUAUUAAGCUGGUUGUGGAAGAGAUGUGCAUAUAUAGCUAAUGCAGCAAAACAAUUCAUCAAUAAAACGUUGAACUUAAACUCUGAUAUAGGACAGAUCUUGAAGGGCAGAGUGCAAUGCCAGCUUAGCAGGGUGGUGGGGUAGGAGACCACCUGUGCAAUCAUGUUGUUUCAACACAGAAUUCUGUUGUGUGCAGGUCUCAGUAAGAGUUCCUAGUUGGGUCUUUUUGCCCAGUGGCCAUUAACUUGAUGGUAGAUAAAGAAUGCAUUGAAAAGGAUAUGUUGAUGCAAUGUGGCAGGAAUGAGGGGAACCAAACAUCUCUGAAUCUUGCC
Messenger RNA from Zootoca vivipara (common lizard), 4128 nucleotides. RefSeq names its product neurotrimin (gene NTM). The record is from RefSeq and is a predicted model, not a curated record. NCBI's taxonomy places the organism in Eukaryota, Metazoa, Chordata, Lepidosauria, Squamata, Lacertidae.